AUGCCUUCACGUUGGCGAAAAUGCAGCAAGCCCCUCUACAUGGUGGCUUGCCUUCUGUUGCUGUCCGUUGUUGUUCAGGCAGGCCCUCUCAAAUGGACAGACCGACCUUCUUUCUCACCGAAAUCGAGCGAGCGAGAUACCAAGGCUCGCAUAAACAAUAUUGAAAAACGCAUACCGGCCUUUCUCAGACCGCGCAAACCUCAUCUGGCUGCUCGUUAUGGAGACACCAUCACGGCUGUAACAACACCGGGCAGCGAUGUGAGCCAGGCUAUACCCACAUCCUCAACCACCAGCUGUCCUCCUGAUCAGCUCUGUUAUAUCUAUCCGAUCGAAGAUACCACGACAGCUUCCGUGGAGACUAAGCUCCCGCCCGGUUCGACAAUUAAUACAUCUCUGCCGGCCCAGACUACUGCGAUCGAGUCUGAUACGACUUCUGCGCCGAGCAAUACCUUGCCGGCCACAAGCGCUAUCCCAUCAGAACCAAGUGCCACAAGUGUACUGACCGAGUCAAGCUCCUCCACGCACAUUAGCACUUUUACUAGGGAGACAUCAGUAUUUACCACCUCUUCAACACUGGCUCCCACGAGCACCGCGGUUGGAGGUGCGCCCAGUUCCUUGACAAGCGUCUCUUCGCCGGGUCCUGUGAUAUCUGUGUCAUCUUCUAGCGAGGCUCCUAUUGGAAGCAGCUCAGCCUAUUCUAGUAGUCUCCAGCCUACCGAAGAGACACUCUGGCCAACACCUAGUGCUAGCUCUUCUGCUCCCCCCCAGAGCUCUCCUGCAUACACAUCUACUUCUGCGUACGAGAGCUCCAGCACCAAGGUUGGACCGUCCAGCCCGGGAGGAUCUUUUACAACUAUUAUCGCACCCUCGUCAGCUCCUGGGGUGCCAACCAGCGUCGCUCCCACAUCCGCACCACAAAGCUCGGCAUCUUCAGUGACUAGCCUGACAAGGAGUUCCUCAAGUACCACAAGGAACACUGCUGCUCCGGAGCCAUCCUUUGUCACCAUCUCUUUCCCCUCUGGAACCGAGAGUGCCAUUGGAGGUACUUCCACCUCAGUUGUACAGACUCCUUCCAGCGCACAGGUCGAGAGCUCUACAUCGCGAGCCUCAGCUUCCAGAUCAUCAACCGCUGCCAUUAUCCCCUCCUCCGCUCUUACUGGGCCUACCAGUAGAGCAAGCUCCAGCCUGGCCCAGCCAACUGACAAGACGCUCUCAUCCAGCACGGGCGCGGCAACUUCUGCAUCAUCUUCGGUAAUUGUGACGUCCAAGUCUUCUACAUCGUCGAGUUUGGCACCUACAAGUGUCCCUGCCGUGACGACAAGCCAGGCGUCCCAGAGCUUCAUCACCGCAACCCCGACAGGUACCUCGGCGGUCCCCAGCGGCACUUAUGACAAGAACCUGGCCUACGCGAAGCAGAAGAACGAGGAGUUCACCACCCUCACCCCCUCGUCAACCUGUUCCACUGCCGGCGAGCCCGCAUGUAUCAAUGGAGCUUACGCGCAGUGUUCCUCUGGCGGUACCUACCAACUGUCAGAGUGCUCAGCUGGUAUGAGCUGCUACGCCGUUCCAUGGGAGUACGCGGAUGUGAUCAAGAUUGGAUGUUGGGACGAUAAGGAUGCAGAGAGAAUCCUGGGAGGAGCUGCUGGCACUGCGACUGGCACUGCGACUGGCACUUCGACUGGUACUGCAACAGCUACUUCGAUCGCAACCAAUAGCGAGGACCCUGUUACCUGGAAGACUACCAUCAAGUCAACAGUCGUUAUCACCAGGACGGCGGAGCCUACGACAACCUCUGCUGUGCCUUCGACCUCAUCUGCGACCUCGACUUCGACAGUCCAGCAGCAGCCGUCUUCAUCAUCCAGGUCGACCACCCACUCGCAGUCACAGCCCUCCUCCGCGCCCACAACUCUCUUACCUUCCGUGACCAACAUCAUCUCCUCCUCAUCCUCCUCGUCCGUCCCUCACGUUACAACCACCGUGAACUCAAUUCCAACCGCCCAACCAGGCAAUCCCACCACGAGCAAGCCCCCGGGCGACACAACAUUCACCCAGACAAUCAACCCUCCCCCGACCACCUCGCGACCAGCGGAACCCUCCUCAUCCUCAUCCUCAUCCUCAACCACCUCAAGGUGGACCAACAUCAUCCCCAUAGAGGACACAACCACCGUCCCCUCCAGCUCGCAGGCGCCCCAAACCCUAGUCGCCAGCCAAUCCACCGCACCAGCGGCAUCCGCCACGAGCGUCGUCCACGAGGCCGACCUCCGCACAACCCAGACAGUCGACGGCAUCCCCACCGUGUCCCUCUACUUCACCGUCACCGUCACGGAGAAGGUCCACGAGACGGUGACCGCAACCCUCAUCCUCCCUGGUUAG
Molecule: messenger RNA, 2373 nt
Organism: Clonostachys rhizophaga
Lineage: Eukaryota; Fungi; Ascomycota; Sordariomycetes; Hypocreales; Bionectriaceae
Source: the annotation of a GenBank genome assembly